Messenger RNA from Leptomonas pyrrhocoris, 1966 nucleotides. RefSeq lists its product as hypothetical. The coding region runs from base 281 to 1966 and encodes 561 amino acids. The transcript has a single exon. Lineage: Eukaryota; Euglenozoa; Kinetoplastea; Trypanosomatida; Trypanosomatidae. The record is from RefSeq and is a predicted model, not a curated record.
GACGUACCUUUUUUCUUCUUCUCUCUCUCUCUGUGUUGCCUCGCUUAAAUCCGAAGACCUGUUUAGGUGGAAGCUGCACUGACGAAUCCGAGCCUCUUCAGAGUAAGAGGCGCUACGCAGCUGCGCAAGGAAAAGCUGUUGCGGAGGCGGCCACAACCUUUUAGCUACCCUGCUUCGGACGGGGCUGUCCGGUUCAUCGCGCACUCCCCCCAAACACAUUCCUACACUGGCGGGAAUUCACUCUUGACUCUGCUCAGACGACGAGUGGCCUUUCCUCAGCAUGUAUCCCUCUGCUGCCAAACGUGGGAAUGGCCGCCAGGCUCGUUUUGACGACGCACACCCCGCACAAUGCACGUUUUACUGGCACGCCCACGCGAAUGCGUCGGAGCUUGUGGUGUCCCAUCAAAGGCCGGCGACGGUGCUAGACAUGCUCUUCUCCGUGUACUGCCACACACAGUGCUGCCCUCCAGAUAUGCAGCGCUCAUACACCGCGUGUAAUGGAGAAAGCGCGUUCGCACAGAGUGACGCGACGGCGGUGCAGAGUCAGCGAGAGGAGUACAGCUGUGUCGAAAUCGAAAAGACUCGAGCGCCGUCUCAAGCAGAUGCUGCCAGACACGGGUUUUCUGUGCUUCACCGCACGAUAACGCCAGAUGUCGCAGACGGCAUUUUGAAUUCUUCUUCUUCUUCUGCUUGUUCUGGAGAGGAAACCACACGUGCCAAUGGACGCCGCGGAACGGAGCGCUGGAGGCUGCCGGACUUGUCCGCACAGAACUCUGCCGAGGCGCCUCCACAGCAACUCACUGGAAAGCAGCGGCAGACUCUCACCAAGUUAAACUUGCUGACGCUUCCAAUUGGGGGAUACAUCUCCAUGUUCUCGUCCAAGGCCGAGUACACGCGAUUCACGCGGUGUUAUCGCACCAGCCUUAUCAACGUUGCAGACGUUCUCGAGUGCUGGAUGACUUUGGUGCGAUGCGUCAGCCGGUGGAUUUUGAGUUCCAGACGAUCAAAAGAGCCACCGCAAAUGCAGGAACCAGCGACGACGGACAGGGAUGCCGGCACGUCUGCCGUGCCGAGUGACGCAGCGAAGUUUGAUUUCAUUUCCCGUUGCUUUCCAGCUGCUUGGGCGGACUCUGCACGAUCAACGCGUGCUGAUGCGGGCGCGACGUGCCCCACGCCCGCAGCAUUGGACAUCUCCGGUGUAUAUGUCCAUCGCACAAGCACCUCCGACUAUGAACUGGGCAUCGUUACCGGCGGUGCGCAACCAUGCCAUGAGAGCGCGAAGAUUGUGGCCUACUUCGCUCCACUGCUUGGGGUACCCCUAUCCUUUGUGCAUACCUCGCUGCCCAUCGGUGCUGCGUUGCGUGGCGUGUCGCUGAAGCAUUGGUGGACACCGCAGGAAAGCCGCGUUACACCUGGCACCUGUCUCGCACCCAUCCAGAUUGUCUUGGACGAACUCUGCCGCGACGACGACACCUGUCCACGCACCACGCUGGCUCGAGACGUGGGACACGACGGAGACACCAGCAGCAGCAGCACCCGAGAGAGACGCUGUUUCUUCUGCGGCUACGAGGCCGUUUCCUGGUUCCUGACGCGUCCCGUUUGUUCGCAGUUGCACGGCACGUGCAAGGUCACCCUCCCGCACACGCCGGCUUCCUGUGCGGUGUACACGAAGGAGACUACACCCGUGCGGAGGCGAGAGGAAGGGCCCGUCUUUGGCACGCACCCAGCUCCCUCGCCACACGUUGCGAGUGCACCUCCGCUGCCGUUGGGAUCGGUGAACGUGAUGCGGCUCUCCUCCGGGAUCAUACGCGCCUCCAUCUGGUUUACCGACCUCUGCGUGACGGCCACAGGGGAGCACAUGCUGGCGGUGGAGGUGCGUCCGGCAGCGGCCUUCCGACCGUUUGUUGCGACGCUCUGCGACUACGUAACUCCUUUUCUUGUGGUGCCAGCUACCGAGGGACGUUGA